Messenger RNA from Macrosiphum euphorbiae (potato aphid), 1497 nucleotides. The record is from the annotation of a GenBank genome assembly. Lineage: Eukaryota; Metazoa; Arthropoda; Insecta; Hemiptera; Aphididae.
AUGAAACUUAUUUCAACUUGUGAAAAACCAUCAUUCAAAAAAUUACUUACUGGAUUGACUAAUGAUAAUUUUGUGCCGAAUAGAAGAAUAAUAAGAAACGAGUUAGUAAAUAAGUAUAACGAUUAUGUAAAUUACUUAAUAGUGAAAAUUUCUAUGCAAAAAUAUAUUUGUGUAACAACGGACAUUUGGAGUUCACUGAACAAGAGUUAUUUGGGGAUGACCAUGUACUAUAUAGAAGAAAAUACGUAUCAGCGUUUUUCAUAUGUUAUAGCUUGUCGAAGAAUUGAAGGUAGCCAUAACUACAUAAAUAUUGCAAAAUCCAUAUCUGACAUUUUGACAAGUUAUAAAAUUGAUGUUAAAAAAAUAUCACACACAGUCACCGAUAAUGCGUCUAAUUUUGGUAAGGCAUUUCGCAUUUAUUCUCAACAAUUUACUGCUGAACUGCCAGAACCCACUGCGAAUAUUUACUUAACCUUAAAUGACCGAAGUAUUAAUCAGCUAAUAGAUGAUAUUGAUCAAAGUGCUGAAAACAUUUCUGGACCAGAUUCAGAAUUUAUACAAAAUUAUAUGGAUAAUGAACCUGACGAUAUAGAAGUAAUAAAUGUAUCUGAUAUUUUAUCAAAUUAUGAAGACACUGAAAAUGAAAAUAAUGACAAUGAAGAUGUUGACAUAAUUUUAUCGACUCAUAUGACAUGUUCAGCACAUACCUUAAAUUUAGUAGCUACAACUGAUACUGCCAAGAUUACAGAUUUAAGUUACAAAAAAAUAUCAAGAUCUGCCUUUGGUAAACUUUCAUCUUUCUGGAAUUUGCUAAGCAGAAGUACUGUGGCUUCAGAUCUAACUUAUAAAAUAUGUCAGUCUAAAUUUCCAAUAAAUGUAGUUACACGAUGGAACUCUUUCUUUGAUUCCAUCAAGAAGGUUAUACUUUGCCGUAUAAAAGUGAUCGAUUGCUCCGAACAAUUAAAGCUUUGCAAAUUAAAAGUGACUGAAUGGAACUUUUUGGUUGAAUACAUCAAAGUCAUGGAACCCUUAACAACAGAAUUAGAUAAACUACAGGGAGAAAAAUCAUGUUAUCUUGGAUAUGUAGCUCCAACUAUUAUUACAAUGAGACAUAUAUUAAUGGAACAAACUCAUUUGGUCUACUGUGCAGCAUUGUCAAAGGCUAUUAUAAAAGGUCUAGAAAAAAGAUAUUAUUUUAUUUUUGAUUUAAAAGACCCAAAAAGUAAGCCAUACAUAUUAGCUGCAGUAAGUCAUCCCAAGUUUAAGAUGGAUUGGAUGCCACAGCAAUUUUCUGAAGAGCUGUUCAUCUCAGAAUGCAAUGAAAUUGGUUCUCUCAUAGAUAUUGAAACUGGGAACUCUACAGUAUCAGACGAUGAUAGUGACGAUGAUUUCUAUAGUUCAUUAUUACCGAGUUCUCCAUCGUCAGGAAGUUUUGACAGUUCAUGUCAAAGAAGUGAUAACAUGACAAGUGUACAGGGACUAUCUUUUUUGAAUUAA